Messenger RNA from Metschnikowia bicuspidata var. bicuspidata NRRL YB-4993, 2715 nucleotides. RefSeq lists its product as uncharacterized. The record is from RefSeq and is a predicted model, not a curated record. The transcript has a single exon. The coding region runs from base 1 to 2715 and encodes 904 amino acids. Gene Ontology annotation, molecular function: nuclease activity; RNA binding. Gene Ontology annotation, biological process: regulatory ncRNA-mediated gene silencing; mRNA catabolic process. Lineage: Eukaryota; Fungi; Ascomycota; Pichiomycetes; Serinales; Metschnikowiaceae. Gene Ontology annotation, cellular component: RISC complex; nucleus; cytosol.
AUGACGCUGCAACUUUCAGCCAAAAUCAAAAAUGUCUUGAGCGGUGACACCGUCGUGUUGGUGCCCGUCAAAAGCACCCAGGUCCCCGUGCCAGAGCGCAUACUCACGCUCCAGUAUGUGCGGGCAGAUUCUUUCCAGGCGAAGGAGUACUUGCGCCAGUUAGCCUGCGGUAAAACCGUUCGGUUUUCGGUGUUGUUCAAAAUCCCCGCUACCGGCAAGGAAUUUGGCGAUGUGCACGCGCCCGUUUUCGAGUCGCUAAUCGACCAUAUGGUGGAGCGCGGUUGGGCCAAGUUGAAGGACAACGUACGCGCCGACUCGGACGCCGACGAGGCCCAUGUGGCACGCUUGCGCGUGCUUCAAGAAAAUGCGCAGAAGAAGCAAUCCGGCGUGUGGGCGCCAGGCUUUUGUGAGCCAGCCGUGGUGCCGUUGACACCCGCCAUCAUUGCCAGGUCCACGAAAAACCCUUUGUCUGCCAUUGUCGAACGCGUGGUCAGCGGCGACCGUAUCUUGGCGCGUGUGCUUGUCAACAAAGACCAACAUGUGCAGCAACCGCUCCUUGUGGCCGGAUACCGCUCGCCACGCACGGACGAUGCGGACCCGCAACAGGCCAAACUCGGCCAGCAGGCCAAGGCAUUUCUUGAGGAAGCUCUCGUGGCAUCACGUGCCACCAUCCGCGUCUCUUUUGUCGGCGAGAAUCAGACCGGCGUUCCGCUUGUUGUGAUCCAUCACCCUGCGGGCGCCAGCGUGCACGAGAAGAUCUUAGAGAAUGGCUUGGGCGAGGUCGUGGACUGGCAGCUGUCACUCCUUGGUGCAACCACAAUGGCUGGGCUCCGCAAGCUGGAGCAGACUGCGCGGGCCUUGGGCAGGGGCAUAUAUGCCGCGGCCGCGGGCGUGAAACCGGCGGUCUCGGGCACCAAGAUCGGCGCCGCAUCUGCCAAGAAUUUGGGCCCGGGCUCGACUGUCGACAACGUGACCAUUGCCAAGGUCAUAAACGCCGACACACUCGCUGUGCGCUUGCCUGCGGGCGACGAGCUCACCGUGCAAUUGGCAUCCUUGCGCGCGCCCCGGCCCAACGACACCACAGUCACGAAAAACGCCCAGCAGCAACAGGCCCUCGUUCAAAUGGCCCGCGAGUUUGUGCGUACUCAUGCCAUCGGCAAGACCGCGGUCAUGCGGGUGGAUGGGCUCCGCGAGGCCAACAAGGAUUUGGGCUUGGAUGCGCGGCUCUUGGUAUCGCUCCUGAUCUCCGGCAAAGACCUCUCCGAAACGCUCGUGUCGAGCGGAUAUGCCACCGUCGUCAAGCACAACAAGCAAACAGCGCAUGAGCGCUCGCUGAACUGGGACCGCUUGGUGGAGUUGGAGGAGAAGCAGAAGAGUGAGGGUAAGCGUGGUGUGUUUUACACGGGCGACUUGGCCAAGAUCUUGACUAUUGACACGCGUGUGGUAAACGCUUCCGAGAACCUUGCCAAGGCGCGCACCUUCUUCAACGGAUUUAACAAAAAGGGCCGCGUGUCGGGAUUCUAUGUUGAGUACGUGUCUUCCGCCACUAGGGUGAAGCUCUACAACCCUAGAGAGGGCACUAAGUUGACCUUACUCUUGGGCGGGCUUGCCAACGAUAGAUCUGCUGACGCCGGCUCGGCCGCGCUCGCGUACAUGAACCGCAAGUAUUUGCAGAGGAAUGUCGAAUUUGAGGUCUAUGACACGGACAAAGUGGGCGGCUUCGUUGGCAACUUGUAUUCCAGCGCCAAAGCCUUGAAGCCUGCACAAGUAGAGUUGCUUUCUGCUGGCCUCGCUUCAGUCCACGGCCUUGCUGUGUCUUCCAACCCCUUCGAGACUGAACUUGUUGCCGCCGAAAACUCCGCGAAGGCAGCCCACAAAGGCAUCUGGGAGAAUUAUGACGAGGCACAGGUGCAGAAGGAUGCCGAGCUUGCGCGCUCUAAGAUGGCCUUGCUCGGCUUAGAGGCUGCUACGCCCAAGUUCUUCGAUAUUGAGAUCGUCGACGUCGGCCGGACCCAGGUGCUCUCGUUCCACUUCAUCGACGCCAAGACGAGCGCUGAGUUUGCGCAGUUCAAGAAAAGUUUCAACGAUUUUCACGCACAGAAUGUUAGUGCAAGCACCACUUCUGUUGACUUGCCAAGUUCUUUGAGCAAGGGCCCCAAGAAAAACGACAUCGUUUCUGCAAAGUUCUCUGAAAACGGCAAGUACUAUCGUGCCCGUGUCAUCAACUACGAUCGGGGUAGCAACAAGUACGACGUUAAGCACGUCGAUUUCGGUAACGUGGACCAAGUACCUUUGUCGUCGUUAAGGGGCUUGCCCAAGAAGUUUGCCUUGGACGUCAUCAAGCCUUUCGCUCACACGUGCAAGUUGCAAAACAUCGACUUGCCUCCAAAUAAGCCUAAGGAUUAUUUGACUGACGCUUUGUAUGUCUUGGAGGACUUGACAUUCGACAAAAAGUUGGUGCUCAGCGGUCUUCCUUCAUCCACCGAGGGCGUGGAAUAUGACGCCGUCUUGUAUGACUCCGAGCAAUCUUUGACUAAUCCUGACUACACUAUCAAUAAGCAACUUGUUUUGGAGGGUUAUGGCAUGGUUGAGGUCAAGUGCGCCCCACACUUGAAAGCCUAUGUUGACGAAUUGGUUGUGGCAGAGAGGAAGGCAAAGAGCGAUAGAGUGGGUUGCUGGGAGCUUGGUGACAUAAGAGCCGAGGAAGACUUCUGA